Messenger RNA from Penicillium vulpinum, 468 nucleotides. Its product is annotated as Ctf8 family protein. Bases 1 to 468 code for a protein of 155 amino acids. NCBI's taxonomy places the organism in Eukaryota, Fungi, Ascomycota, Eurotiomycetes, Eurotiales, Aspergillaceae. Gene Ontology annotation, cellular component: Ctf18 RFC-like complex. The transcript has a single exon. The record is from RefSeq and is a predicted model, not a curated record. Gene Ontology annotation, biological process: mitotic sister chromatid cohesion.
AUGCCCUCCAUAAAGCUGCAACCACACUGCUUGAGUCCGGGAAAAGCAACUGCAACUGCCUCAACGCCGAACAAUCCCCUCCCAGCACUCCUCCAAACACCUUCGGGCCUAGCCCUUCUCGAGCUCCAGGGCACAAUCAAUGUCCCCUCAGGGAGUGAAGACGAAUAUGACAUAGACCACUCUACAUCUAUGGAUAAUGAUUCGGCCUCCACAUUCGAAACUCCGAUCGGGAAACUCAUGUUCCCAGAUUACUCGGUCCACAACCCAGACGAUACAAAAUGGAUGAAGCGCGCUUACAUGUAUGUCGGCCGGUAUCAGCGGAUGACUGGGGAAGUUAAGAAGCUGCCACGGCCGAUUGCUGUGCUACAAAAACGUCAAGCGUCAGAGGGCGAGGAACUGGAGGUUGUGGAGAUUGUGCGCUAUAAGAUCUUCUUUAAGAGUCGGCCAGAGCCCGUGACCAAUGUUUGA